Molecule: messenger RNA, 780 nt
Organism: Hyalella azteca
Lineage: Eukaryota; Metazoa; Arthropoda; Malacostraca; Amphipoda; Hyalellidae
Exons: 2
Coding region: 2-568 (188 amino acids)
Source: RefSeq, a predicted model, not a curated record
UAUGCGGUGCUUCGUGCACACGGCGUGCGUGGCGUUCAGUGUUCGCCCGCACCCACACGGCGCGCUCGUGUGCGGGCUGGCCAGAGAAAACGUCUACGUCAACACGCCAGGCGACGUCCCUGGGGCUUCGUACUUCGUCAGGAAACAGCUCUUGGAACCUUGGGCCAUCGACCGUCUGAUUUACCGCCGCCUGAGCGCAAAUGUCACGGGCUUCGCCGCCAGCAAGGCAGCCUGCGAGGCCAUCCCCGGCUUCCGCCUGAUUGCCGUCAUGUUCGAGGCCCAGAUGUCCAUCCUGCUGGAGUUGUGCCUCGGCAGGAAACCCAAGCCGGGGGAGACAAACUGUGGUGAUCCGAGCAGGUGGUUCUACGUUGACAUGGUCAAGAUCAACAACGUACCCAUGAUACGAGGGCAAAUACCUUUGGCUAAUACCGACAUCACAACCGUUCUUAUUAACGAACUUGAAGCUGCCUUCAUCUACGCACAUUCAGGGCAGAUUCACGAUGUGGACCCGAUAACAUUUGGACAUUUUCCCGUCUGCCAGGCCAACGUCUUUGGCGUCAACUGGUAGAUGUCGAGUAAUAUUCAAGUAAUAUAACUUUUCCCAUUUUCCCCAUUUCUCCCACAAAAAAUGUAUUAUGGUGUAAUGGUAAUUUUACUCAAUUACCCAUCAAUGCAAUUUGGCGUCCUUGUUAGUACUCAGGAUGUGCAACCUUGUGUGUAUGGUUAUUUCGAAUUUAUGCAUAUCGCAGAGUAGAUUUAUCGUUACUUUUUGGCCAAUUA